Messenger RNA from Hyalella azteca, 3738 nucleotides. It is a transcript of the gene Exd2, whose product is annotated as exonuclease 3'-5' domain-containing protein 2-like. The transcript is spliced from 7 exons. Gene Ontology annotation, cellular component: nucleus; cytoplasm. Lineage: Eukaryota; Metazoa; Arthropoda; Malacostraca; Amphipoda; Hyalellidae. Gene Ontology annotation, biological process: nucleobase-containing compound metabolic process. The record is from RefSeq and is a predicted model, not a curated record. Bases 140 to 2647 code for a protein of 835 amino acids. Gene Ontology annotation, molecular function: nucleic acid binding; 3'-5' exonuclease activity.
AGUUUCAAUUUCAGCUUUCAUUUUCACUCUAAUUUAGCCAUUCAUGGUCAAGGCUGCCCACUGUAGUUCAAUUAUCUGAUGUAGAGAAGUUCUUGAUUGUGAAACUUCCAAGCAUAAUUGCUCUCUAGUCAUCCUUAAAAUGUGCUCAAAAGGAAAGACUGCCCUUGUGGCCAGUGCUGCUCUUACAGUUGGUGUUGGUGGUUAUUAUUUAUUUCAAAAUAAACAAAGCAUAAGUUGGGCAAUAUGGAAGUGGAGGCUGAAUAGAUGCGUGCACAGCACCACUCGCCGCGUUGUGGUGGUGGCUGACUUGAAGUCAUGGGCAAACAUAGAAAAAGAGUUACUCAGCUCAAGCUACUCCCUUGGUUGCAUAGGCUUUGAUUGUGAGUGGGUGACGGGAACUGGCAUUAGGCGCCCUGUGGCUCUUGUGCAGCUGGCGACACACACCGGGCUUUGCGUCCUGGUCAGACUUUCCCAACUGACUGAUCUCUCGGAGAAAUUUUUGGAUCUGCUCCGUGAUCCCAUGGUACUAAAGAUAGGAGUGGGCUGUGCAGAGGACUGCAAGUUGUUGCUGCAGGAUCGUGGUAUUGUGGUUAAUGGCGCUGUGGAUCUUAGAAUUUUCUUUGCCUCUAAUGAAGCUGUGAAGGAACCUAAGAAGAAGAGGAAGAAGAAGAAAUGCCAGCUCUCUGGAGCAACGAAUGAUGGAAAAGACAACAUUGAAAAUCAUUCUGACUUGAAUGGCUCAAAGCCAGAUACUUCUUGCUCAAUCCCUACUAAAAUUCAUGAGUCGUUUGAUAAAAAUUCAAAUAAUUCUUCAACUGACCCUGUUAGAUUGAAAGAUAUAACAAAGAAACUAAACUGUGAUAAUUUGUCCACACCCACUGGCAAGUCGUUAAAUAAACGUGUAGUCACGAAUUCACUACCAAAUGAAGAUGUCUGUUUGAUGACUUCUAAACCUUUGCCAGUUACUAUGCUACCAGAUAAAGUUUCAAAAUCAACAGCAGUUGCUGACCUGCCUUCUACUGUUACUUCUAACAACAAUCCUCGCGUGAGCUUCGUGGGGUUGAAAGGUCCUGCCAAACUUGGUUUAAGUGCUCUUGCUGAACACUACCUCAAGCGCUCUCUGGAUAAGGACUGGAGAGUCAGAGCUUCAGACUGGGAGGCAGAACAUCUAUCUCAUAGACAGAUCUGCUAUGCUGCUGAAGACGCACGUUCUGGCCUGCACGUCUUCCUAGUCAUCCUUGAAUUGCUUGUGACAACUCAAGAUAUUCCUAGCCUGCUAAGCAUGAGUCUACUGUCUCCGUUGUGCAGUUGGAGCAGCGCCACCCGGAACAUCAUUUUCUAUUUGGUCAACAAGUUUCAUUUUAACUUUGCCAAAUUGAUUGUUGAUUUUCAUGCUUGUUGUGGCAUGCUUAGUGUUACGAAUUACAUGUUAUGGUAUGUAAAAGAUGUUGUAUUUACAGAUGGAUGGAUGACAGCCAGCAGCAAAAAGCAUCCAAAGACUAUUAAUUCUGAGAACAACAACCAGCAACAGAAGAGCAAAGGCUACCGACGUGCUUACAGCCUCCGCAAGAGUCCUCUGUACCACAACAGCGUACUGUGGGCACCUGAUAACGAACCCUUGUGUACCGUGGACCCCAAAAAAGCGUACUGGUACGUUGAUAAUGACCUCGGUGAGGUCGUGCAAGAAGAUCCUCUCAUUGUGAGAUUGAACUUCGAACCAACUGGCAGGCCGCAGAAGGAAGGCGCUGACGGGUAUUUCUACCUGAAUGAGAGGCAGAACGUGUGUGUGGUGUGCGGUAAAGAUGAGUCGUAUAUUCGCAAAAAUGUUGUACCUCAUGAAUAUCGCAAAUAUUUCCCCGAAAUUUUAAAGUCUCACCAGAAUCACGACGUUGUCUUGCUGUGUACCGAGUGUCAUCAGCUAAGCAAUCAGCUUGAUGGUGUUCUUCGAUAUCAGCUCGCUGACCAGCACGACGCGCCCAUCGGCAACUCCACUGAUGUCAAAGUUAUCACAGACGGUGACCUCAAAGUUAUCAAGUCUGCAGGAAAAGCGCUCUUGAAAAAAGACUCGCAAAUACCUCCUACAAGAAUAGCAGAGCUACGUAAAACACUUCAAGAUUACUUCAAAACAGAUUUAUUGACUGACGAAAUGAUUGCUCAAGCCGCCGAGUUAGACGUUUCGAUUUUCAAUGUUUCCUAUGAGCCACACGGGCUGCGAGUCUUCAAAUAUUACGAGAAAAUAGGUCUUAUUCAUUUCGAAAAGUUGUGGCGUGAAAAUUUCUUGACUACGAUGAAGCCUAAAUUCAUGCCAAAGGGCUGGUCUGUGACUCAUAAUCACGAGAAACUGAAACUGAAGAUGUCGCGUCAUGCUUUAGAUGAUCCCGUCAGGGAGCAGUACAGAAUAGCGCUUGUAGGGACAGACGGAACUGUGGAUGUGCCUUACGUGCCUAAUUUGAGGAAACCUCAAGGGGGAAGCGAUGCUUUCUGCAAUGAUAGUGGGACUGUGUGUGAUAGUGGCCAUGUUCACGAUGAUGGUGAGACCGAGGGUAAUGAUGGCGAGACCGACGGAAAUAAUGAGGAGUCCGAGGAAAACUAUGUCGUGACCGAGGAAGAUAUUGGCGAGACCGAAUGCAAUGGCAAGAUUCCAUAAAACAGAAAUAAGCAAAAUGCUUCAUGCGAUGAUUGAAAUCUACACAUGAUAUUGCUGAUACGUCGUGCUACGUUAUGGACCUUGGAGAUCUUCUGAAUUUACGUGACGCGGUACAUAAAAUGCACCGUCGAAGUGACAAUUGUGGUGUUUGUCCUGAAAAUAGUUAAUAUCAAUCAGGGUUUAUCGUGUAAAUUUUUUAGUAACAAAUUCUUCAGAUUGUAAGGGAAGACAAUUGUUUCCACUAAUGCCUAGAUAUUUUCCCGUAUCUUAACUGGCUCUUCUAUGUUGAAACGAGCUACACGGUACAAAUUGUUACCUAAAAUUAAGCAAGAAACAUUCAACUUCACCAAAGAUUUCCAACAACUUGGAAAAGAAGGGCAACAACUCGCCAUCAUCACUUGUAUGUGCAAUUCUGUAGUGCAGGCAUUAGUGGCCUUCCGUCCAUUGACGGUUUGAGUGUAAACACGUCGCGUUCAUUAAAUAAAAAUAUUUCCAGUAGCCAUAUUCACCAUAUUGACUGAGUAUAUGUCAGCCCUGCACAUUUUGCAAUACUAUUCGUUUAGUAAUUUAUAGAUUUUAUUCAAAAUACUCAGUAUAAUCCGUUAAAUAGAAGUUUCCUCAGGAACGCUACAACAUUUUGGCAAAGUUUAACUCACUUGUGUCAGGUAUAAAGUUCAUCAUUUAUUAUAAAAAAGGCCCUGUGUGAUAUAUUUGUACUAUCUCGAAUAUAAGAUUUAUUACAGAACUCUGAUUGCAGGCGCACUGGCUGCAGGAAAAAGCGAUUGCUGCUCAAUAUUUGUAUUCCUCAAAUGAGCUUCUGGAUUUCGUAUUCUGUCGUCCAUUAUUUUGAGUAAUUUUCAACGUUGUUCAAUGAUAUGAAUAUUUAUUUAACAAAGUUCAAGUGUGCAUGUGUUAAAAGCCUGGCACCGGAUCUAAAACUGAUAUUAGAUUUUGAAAUUUUUGACAUAAAUUUAAUUUAAAAAGCACAAACUAGUUUUUUUUUACUUUUUGAAACGAGUGUAAAAUGAAGUACAAUCUUCUAUGUAAAAUGUGGGUGUGAUGUUUUCAUUAAAUAUAAUCAAUAAGCUUUG